This is a messenger RNA of Ailuropoda melanoleuca (giant panda), 3935 nucleotides long. RefSeq names its product NHL repeat containing 2 (gene NHLRC2). Gene Ontology annotation, molecular function: protein binding. Bases 248 to 2176 code for a protein of 642 amino acids. Lineage: Eukaryota; Metazoa; Chordata; Mammalia; Carnivora; Ursidae. The transcript is spliced from 11 exons. The record is from RefSeq and is a predicted model, not a curated record.
GCUCUGGAAGGGGCGGGGUGGUUUGGGCCCGUAGCUAAAUUACGGGCCCGGGAAUUCCAACAGUUUGCACCUUAGCAUUGGAAUGCAUGAUUACGAAAGGGAAAGGUGACGUUUAUGUGGAGUUGGGCUACUGGAGAGUGAGGUGAAUGUGCCGCUUUGAAACCAAAGGACAGUAAGCGCUUCCUCUCUCCCCACUCGAGACCCUCCCGCGGGCCCGGCGGCCGCCUCUGGACUGUCCGGAGAGAACAUGGCGGCCCCCGGAGCCCGGGGCUGUAGCCUCGCGGGCCUGCUCCCGGCGCAGACUUCGCUGGAGUACGCCCUGCUCGACGCCGUCACCCAGGAGGAGAAGGACAGCCUGGUCUACCAGUAUCUGCAGAAGGUGGACGGCUGGGAGCAGGACUUGUCAGUGCCCGAGUUUCCGGAAGGAUUAGAAUGGCUGAACACAGAAGAGCCUAUUUCUGUCUACAAGGAUCUGUGUGGAAAAGUAGUCAUCCUCGAUUUCUUCACCUACUGCUGCAUAAACUGUAUUCACCUAUUGCCUGAUCUUCAUGCAUUAGAACACACAUACUCUGAUAAAGAUGGUCUUCUGAUUGUUGGUGUUCACUCGGCUAAGUUUCCAAAUGAAAAAGUCCUGGAUAACAUUAAGAGCGCUGUUCUUCGAUACAACAUCACCCACCCUGUGGUUAAUGAUGCAGAUGCCAGUCUUUGGCAAGAACUAGAAGUUUCCUGCUGGCCAACUCUGGUCAUACUUGGACCCCGUGGAAAUAUGUUAUUUUCUUUGAUUGGAGAGGGACACAAAGAUAAAUUAUUUUUAUAUACUUCCAUAGCUUUAAAGUAUUAUAAAGACAGGGGACAGAUCCGAGAUAAUAAAAUUGAAGUAAAACUCUAUAAAGAUUCUUUGCCACUUUCACCAUUGCUGUUUCCUGGCAAAGUAACAGUAGACCAUGUUUCUAAUAGAUUGGUAAUAGCAGACACUGGACAUCAUAGAAUUUUGGUCGUCUGGAAGAAUGGACAAAUUCAGUACAGCAUUGGAGGACCCAACCCUGGAAGAAAAGAUGGAGUAUUUUCAGAGUCAACUUUCAAUUCACCACAGGGUGUAGCCAUAAGGAAUAAUAUCAUAUACGUGGCAGAUACUGAAAACCACCUUGUGAGAAAGAUUGAUCUAGAAGCUGAGAUGGUGAGCACUGUAGCUGGCAUUGGAAUUCAAGGUACAGAUAAAGAAGGUGGAGCUCAAGGAGAAGAACAACCCAUUAGUUCCCCUUGGGAUGUAGUUUUUGGAACGUCAGGUUCAGAGAUCCAAAGAGAUGACAUUCUGUGGAUAGCCAUGGCGGGGACUCAUCAGAUAUGGGCACUGCUGCUGGACAGUGGCAGACUACCAAAGAAAAAUGAGCUGAAAAAAGGAACCUGCCUUCGGUUUGCUGGAAGCGGAAAUGAAGAGAACCGGAAUAACGCGUAUCCUCACAAGGCGGGCUUUGCCCAGCCUUCAGGUCUUUCUCUGGCCCCCGACGAGCCCUGGAGCUGCCUGUUUGUGGCAGACAGUGAGAGCAGCACCGUGAGAACUGUCUCGCUGAAAGACGGAGCAGUGAAGCACCUUGUGGGAGGAGAAAGAGAUCCCAUGAAUUUAUUUGCUUUUGGUGAUGUUGAUGGAGUAGGAAUCAAUGCCAAGCUUCAGCACCCACUUGGAGUAACUUGGGACAAAAAAAGGAAUUUACUUUACGUGGCAGACUCUUAUAAUCACAAGAUUAAAGUUGUGGAUCCAAAAACAAAAAACUGCUCAACAUUAGCAGGAACUGGAGACGCAAGUAAUGUUAUCACUUCCAGCUUUACCGAGUCAACUUUUAAUGAACCAGGAGGCUUGUGUAUUGGAGAGGAUGGCCAGUUAUUAUAUGUAGCAGACACCAAUAAUCAUCAAAUUAAAGUGAUGGAUUUAGAAACAAAAACGAUUUCUGUGCUCCCAGUCUUCAUACCUGACAGCGCUGUGGUAGACGGCCCAUUCCUAGUGGAGAAACCGAAGACAUUACCCAAACUACCUAAAUCGGCUCCAAACAUUAGACUUUCUCCAGUGGCUGCAUCUCCAGGCCAGACUCUCCAGUUCAAGCUAAGAUUAGACCUCCCAUCAGGAACCAAGCUGACCGAAGGAGUAUCCAGUUGUUGGUUUCUAACAGCUGAAGGAUAACCUAAAGAACAGUGUGACACAGUAGGGACUUACUGAUCUGCCUAUAUGUGUUCCGCGACCAGCAAGCCUUGGCCCUUCUCCAUCAGACCUGCAGGUUCCUCUGGCUGCUUCUGGCCUCCCAGCUGCCUGUCCGACCGCAGAGGGCCCAGGUACAGUGGACCAGGAGGCAGCCUAGGCAGCUUCUCUGAUUGCAACCCUUCCAUUUUUUUGCUGAUUUGGUUUAAUAAUUUUCAAACGUUAGAACUGAAAAGUGAGAACUCUAGAUCCCUGCUGCGGAAUGUUUGCCUAGAGUUCUCCACUGUCCAGCGUGUCCCUCUUUGAGACACGUCACUCUCAAGUACACCAAAGGGUGUUCAGUUGUGUUGAGAGCCCCCAACCAAAAGGAAAGAAUCACAGGUAUUUCCAAAUAGGCCUCCCUGCCUGUACCAGCAACCGUAUCCUAAAAAACACUGAAAAGCGUAUAGUCAGGCCCUUCUGUGACUGUCAGGGCAGGGUAUGAAUUCCUUCCUCUCUCAGUAGCAACUGACAGCUGGUGUUGCUCAGCAACAGAGUGAAGCAAAAGCUGUUAAUGUUGGAAACUUGAGACUAUGAAUGACAUGGACAACUUACUGCCUUUGGUUUUGAUAGACUUGGUUACAUCCUUAGAUUUCAAAUCCAGUGAAAUGAGACCUCAUAAUGCUGAGAAGUAGAAAAAAAACAUUGGCCUUCAGAUUUAAAUAUGCCCGGUUUAAACAGCCAAUUUUUAUGAUUCUUUACUGUGCUAUGCUCGUGAGAAAUAUAUACUAAGAUAUACAGGGCAAAACAUUAGUUGAUAAAUUAUGGUAAUGAAGGGUAAAAAUAGACAUGUUCCUUUCUGAAAAUGUAGAAGGACUCUGCCAUGUGACAAUCUUCUAUUGUUAGCAUUGGUGGUCCUUACUCUCCAUCCCACCGGCAUUACAAUCCUGCGUGAACGUGUACUGUUGAUUACACUGCUCAAAACGAACACUUGUUUGCUUGUAUAGAGUUGAAAUGUAUUGUUCAUGCACACUGUGACAUUCAUCAUCCAAAUUUACCUGUAAAACAUACACUACCACUUUCUCUCCACACCGUAGUCUUCCCUUUCUUUAAAAACAAUAGUAGUUUCUGUUGAAGUUUCAGUGAGGAGCUAUGGUUUCACAAGUAACAGAGCAGAAUGGUUUUGUUGCAGGAAUUUUUUUUUUCCUAGAAUUCCUAAUGCUAUCUCAGUUUCCAGAGAAGCACAGUGCCCUAUGUCAUUUAAAGAUUAAUUGCUCUCUAAUUUGCAAUACACCUUCCUAAUAUUUUAGGAAUAUUUAGGUUAAUAUUUUUUUAAAGAUUUGAAAUUCUCACUGUUAGGGUGCAUUGAGAACCAGCUUAGAAACGUUUUUGUUGCUGUCACUACUUUACUUGUGGUUUAUGGACAAAUCAAAGUUUGCUGUGUGCUUGAGAUCUGUAUGUGUAAUACACUCCCAAAUUGUAACAUUUCAUAAAUUUGUCAAAUUUUAGAGACUCAGACGCUCCCAUCUUUUGUGUGGAUAGUUGUGGUUUUAUUUUUGAGAGUAGAGUUGGUCUGCUGUGCUGACUUCACAUCUGUCAUUCCGAAGGUUUGAUUACAUUCAUUUUUUCCUCCAAAGAUAAAAAAUGCAAGGACAUCCAACUUACAAUUUCAUAUACUGAUAUUUCCAUUCAUGCUCUAAUUCUAAAAAUUAAUGUGGUCUGUAUUUUUAAGUGUUUAAUGUAGACAGAUUAAUAUAUUUUUUUA